Rhizoctonia solani is the source of this 1680-nucleotide messenger RNA. Its product is annotated as Cyclin, N-terminal domain. The transcript has 4 exons. The record is from RefSeq and is a predicted model, not a curated record. Gene Ontology annotation, molecular function: cyclin-dependent protein serine/threonine kinase regulator activity. Gene Ontology annotation, cellular component: centrosome; cyclin-dependent protein kinase holoenzyme complex; cytoplasm. Bases 1 to 1680 code for a protein of 559 amino acids. Lineage: Eukaryota; Fungi; Basidiomycota; Agaricomycetes; Cantharellales; Ceratobasidiaceae. Gene Ontology annotation, biological process: regulation of cyclin-dependent protein serine/threonine kinase activity; G2/M transition of mitotic cell cycle.
AUGUCUUCUGCUAACGUCCCCGCGCGUCGAACAACGCGACUCACCCGAACACACCUCGAUGAGAAUGCGUCUGCUACAAGGACCACUCGCGGAUCUGCCAAGCCCGUAGCGGUUGUGUCGGUACCUGUCAAGACCGCCGCUGCCGCUACCACCCGCCGACCUGCCUUGACUGCCAAUAAAGAUAAGACUGAAACCACUUCGAACCGUGCUCUCGACGCCGCAAAGCGCAAGCGCGAUGCGCUGGGCGAACUUACGAACAAGAAUAAAGCAAAGACAAUACCUAAAGAUAAGGAUGGUAAGCCCCUCGGUAAGGGCAAGGACCCCCUGCACAAGCGCAGCGAGAGUGUGUCUUCGGUCUCUGGCAAGCACGAGGAGGUUAUGGAAGUCGAUGCAUCUAAAGCGACAUCCGAAGAGACCGACCGGCCACGGUUCUCACGCCGCAUUUCCGCUCGUACUGUUUCAACAUCGUCUGUUCCUGCACAUCCCUCUACAGCUACUACUGCUCAAGUCACUGGUCGACGUGCAGUUUCUGCUGCGGGCACUCGCCUCUUGCGCACUCAAUCGGCUCGCGCAGCUACUACCACCACUUCCGAGGCAAGCCUCCCUGCUGCUCCUCCUUCGACGUCUGGUGCCCAUCGUCCUACACCCGAAGAUGAACCAGAGGGUCCUGCUUAUAAGCGACGUCGCACAAGCUCCUUAGACGCUGAGGAAGCAUCUCGUGCCGUUGCUCAUAUCAAAGAAAAGUCUCAAGGCCCUGACUCUAUUGAAGUGGAAGAGCCAUGGACUGAUCUUGAUAAGGAUGAUGAUGGCGAUCCAUUGAUGGUUAGCGAGUAUGUCGUGGAUAUCUUCGACUACAUGUUAGAAAUCGAGCGCAAACAUGCCCAAGUGCUUAACCCGAACUAUAUUGAGAAGCAAAAAGAGCUCAACUGGGGCAUGCGUGGUAUUCUAGGUGACUGGCUGAUCCAGGUCCAUGCCCGGUUCCGCCUCCUUCCGGAAACUCUAUACCUUGCAAUGCAUCUCGUCGACCGGAUGCUAUCUAUCCGUGUCGUUUCCCUUUCUCGGCUUCAACUUGUCGGCGUUACUUGCAUGUUCAUUGCGGCGAAGUACGAGGAAAUCAUGGCGCCCUCAGUUAAACACUUUGUUGAGUGCGCCGACUCGGCGUACACUGAGAAGGACAUCCUCGAUGCCGAGCAGUACGUGCUCCGCGUUUUAGGGUGGGAUUGCAGCUACCCCAAUGUCAUGACUUUCCUUCGCCGCGUUAGCAAGGCCGAAGACUUUGACGAUCAGACUCGCAGUGUUGGCAAAUUUUUCGUUGAAAUAGCCUGCGUUGACCACCGUCUUCUUCCGUUUCCACCAAGCCAAAUCGCCGCUACUUCAUUGUGGCUCGCUCGUCUUAUUCUAGACCGUGACCCAUGGAACGGCAAUUUGAUCCAUUACUCGACUUACCGUGAAAAGGACCUUAUUGAACCCGCGAACAUCAUGCUCAAUUACAUGCUGGAACCUAUCAAGCACGAAGCUUUCUGGAAAAAGUACGCGAGCAAACGGUAUAUGAAGGUCUCGCCCUAUGUCCGUGAAUGGGCGUUGAUGAGGUGGCAAGAGGGUGAGGAAGUUGAUCUUGCUGCUGAGUUGCCAGGCCUGCGAGCGGCAAUCUUGGAGAGGCGAGAGAAGGAAGUGUUCUGA